CAGUUCAGCUUUUAUGGCAAUAGUAAUCAUAAACUUAAUUGUUUUAUGAAGGAAAACUGCAUUAACUUUAGUCCUCCACAGUUAUGUCAGAGGUCAUAAACGGGCUAAGAAUUUGGAUUGUCAAGCGGUUGUCUUCCUCCUCUUCUCCGACCUAGUGGAACCUACCUGGCCCGUAACCUGACCAAACUGCAAUGGUUACCUAGCAGCAAACAUCAGAGAUCACCUGCAUAAAUGUAAACAGCCCUGGCUCACAGCUUUACAGUGUCAUUGGAUUUCUCAUAACACUUCCAGAAGGAGAAAGUUAAAUCCAUCCUCUCAAAAACAAGACAACUCAUCCUGGCGUGAAUCACCAGAGAAACCAAAUAUCGUCCAUACUUUUUGUCAUCAUUUUUGGUCGAUAAAAUUCAUCUGCAUCCGAGGCAUAACCACAAAAAAAAAAAAACAUUUCUCCUGAGCAAACACAGAGCUCAGUCUGUUCAGAGGAGAGGUUUUGGAGCUGGGUGACAGUGCGCGCUGUCCUUUCAGCACCAAGGUCUUACUUUACGCACGGCGGCCACAGGAGUUACGUGACAGAGUCAUGCAGUGAAAACACCUAAGUCCAAGUCGUUGUAACAGGUAGCCCGCACAGAUCAGAUAAUGGCGAAAAGGGGCAAAAAAUAUGUGAGAAAUAUUUGUGGCAAUUUCAGGAGGACUCAAAGGUUACACUUUUUGCACCUUUGCUUUAAUGAAAUUAUAUGUUUUGAGUUGUGAGGCUGCAUUAAUAUAUCCCUAUAGAUUUGAAACACUCAUACUAUAGUAAACUAAAGGUUUCUCAAGCCUGGCCAGUCAGGGAGAUUUGCGGGGUGGGCUGGAGGGGGGCAAUGGGAGCCAAUUACACGCCCUGACUUAAAGAAAGCUGUACCAACCGCAGUAGACUAGUACAGACUAACCUCCAAGGAGGAGAAACCAUCUGUAAACCUCAGUUGUGCUGUGCAGUCGGAUGCUCUGACAGAAACUACAGGGCAAUAAGUUUUCAAAGCGUGCGUAAUUAAUUUUCAAAGAAUCAUCCUUAAACGUAAUUGCGUUUCAAUUCCCUUGAUGGAUGUCAAGCGCGCAAUGGCUCUAAAUGAGGUCACGAGAAUCUCAAAAACGAUAAGGGAGCAUUUCCACUAAGAUGCCGGUAUCUGCGCUCUAUGCUGGGCUGAUUGGGAAUUUCAGUGGAAGUAUUAGUAAGAAAGGAAGGCUUCCUGUAACCGCGUAUCGCACAGAUAAAUGGAGAAACGGAAAGGAGGGGGGCGCAGAAAACUUCACGCAGCGUUCAAGUGAUGGUCAGUCAACUCGUGUGGACUUUCCGCUUAUUAUUAUUAUUGAUCAUAUUAAUAUCGCAGACACGGCGGAGUAAAGUCACAAGGGACAGGUCACCACGUUGGCGAGACAGCAUAAAAAGUGAGGUUUACUUUCGUGGAGGGAGGGAGUCGAGAAGACUGAUAACUGCAAACUCCAGGACGAGGACGCACAGCGAGGACUUGGAGCCCCGGAUCCUUCUUGCUGUUCGUCCACUUUCUCUCCCUACCACAGUCGGCCUGUGUUCAGGGGAUGAACGCGGAUGCUCAGCGAGUACUCAUAUGACUUCAGAAGCUUUGAUUUUUUUUUUUCUCCUCCAGCAAAAGAGCAAGAUUUUAAGAGGACAUAUUCCGGACCGGAUAGAAGCAGGAGUCCUUAACGAAAGUUGCGCACAGUUCUUCAUUUCCAUUUCCAUCACUGCUGGAAGCACAGGACUUUUGAGGAGCAUUUGAAGACGCCUGACGGUGUCCGGUUUAACUUUUUGUCCCCAGAGGCGUUGGACAAGGAGUUCGCUUUUUUUUUUCCCUCCUCCUCCUCUCCCUACAUCUCCCUCUCUUACUCUCUCACUGCACGGGAGCUAUGAACGGACUGCGUAAGCACUUCACUAUGGGACUGGUGCUACUGAUGUGCACGCUUACCGGCCACUGCGGCGAGAGCGCGCCGUCGUCGUCGGCGGCUCCGUCGGCGGCCGCGACCGGCAGGAACGCGCAGCAGCAGCAGCAUGAGCAGGAGCAGCAGCAGGACUUGUGGAGGAUGGUGGACAUCGUUAAACAUGUGGAGGAGAGCCGGGCUCGACACAGCGCGAAAACGGAAGCCCCGUUAACGUCGCGGGUGAGGACGUCUCCGGCGGAGCCAAAGGAUUUACGCAACUUGAAAGCAGACAGGGGAGAUCAGGCUGUCGUUGUUUUCCCCAGAGAUCUCAGAAAGAAGGAGAAGUUCCUGAAACAUAUAACAGGUCCACUCUACUUCAGCCCUAAGUGCAGGAAGCAAGUGUACAGGGUGUACCACCACACCAGAGACUGCACGAUACCUGCAUACUUCAAAAGAUGUGCGCGGCUUCUCACGCGGCUAGCCGGCAGCCUGCAGUGCACAGAGGGGUAGCACACACAAGGUCAAAGCCAAACACAAGUUCUCCAGAAAAAAAAGACAACUUGGGAAAAAAGUGCCUUGGACAGUAAGAGGGAAGCCUAAAACACUCCGACCAUCCCCGACUGAUAUUAGGCACAGCAUUGUCCUUCAAAGAGGUCUGUUCUGCUAAGGCAUGGAUUACUGCCACCCACCACUCUGGCUGGGCCUCGAUGGUUAGCUGUCACCACGAGGGAGCAACCAGGCAACAAAACCAGACCAAGAUAAAGAUGGUGAAACUGAAGAGAGGAGAAGGAAAAAGAAACAAGUGGCCGAGAGAAACAAACACAGGGACUUUUUUAAUUCCCUGCUGGCAUCCAAAAAGAUGUUGCUAAACCAGAAAAAAGGGAUUGCAUAUUUUUAUUUUGUUCAUUUCUUUUAAGAAAAGAGCAAAAUCCAAAUGUACUAUUUUGAGUAUGACUGGCCUUCUGCGAUUGGUCCGCUCUGUAUGAGUGUUCUGGGUUGAGCCCAUCCCUUCUACUACUGCACUACCUAUUACGCAGACGAAAAAGCUCUCACAGACCCCCGGCUGGCAGUCACGACAUAAUUUCACCCACUUGUGCUCACACUGAGAAAAGAACUGUGAUUAAAUUAUUAAUUGCAUGAACAUUUCUCUGAGAGACAUGUUUAAAAACGAAGUGGCGGUUGUAAGUCACAUCCCUCCUGUGGAUCUUGGUAUAACGUGGUACAGUCUAUAUUUAUAUAUUUGAAGUGUCACAAGGUUCCACUGUACAUAAUGUAGGCCAUGACCAUUAAAACCAGGAGAAACAUGUACAUACUGUAAAACAAAGCAUAAGAGGAAUCCGCCUAUCUACCAUAAAUUAAAGUGACUAGCAUUUAUCAAAUGGGUGUUAAAUGCAUAUAUAUGUAUAUAAAUAUAUAUAUUUAAAAAUUAAAUAUAUUUAAAUAAAUUAUAAGAUUGGUACAAAUAUGAA
Molecule: messenger RNA, 3383 nt
Organism: Lates calcarifer (barramundi perch)
Lineage: Eukaryota; Metazoa; Chordata; Actinopteri; Centropomidae
Product: ALK and LTK ligand 2
Exons: 6
Coding region: 1903-2424 (173 amino acids)
Biological process (GO): positive regulation of ERK5 cascade; positive regulation of ERK1 and ERK2 cascade
Molecular function (GO): receptor tyrosine kinase binding; receptor signaling protein tyrosine kinase activator activity
Source: RefSeq, a predicted model, not a curated record